AUGCUCGUGGCGCAGGCAGCCUUGCUCAAAGUCAGUCUGGACUCCAGAGUAAGAGAAGUUAUUAACCGAAAUAUGCUGGAACCCUCACAACACACCUUUGAUGACGCACAGCUUCAGAUUUAUACUUUAAUGCACAGAGACUCCUACCCACGAUUUAUGAACUCUGCUAUUUAUAAGAACUUGCUUCGGUCCUUAUCUGAAAAAUCUGUUGAAGCAUAG
Messenger RNA from Chaetura pelagica (chimney swift), 219 nucleotides. Its product is annotated as regulator of G-protein signaling 20-like. The record is from RefSeq and is a predicted model, not a curated record. The transcript has 2 exons. NCBI's taxonomy places the organism in Eukaryota, Metazoa, Chordata, Aves, Apodiformes, Apodidae. The coding region runs from base 1 to 219 and encodes 72 amino acids.